This is a messenger RNA of Cynocephalus volans (Philippine flying lemur), 1310 nucleotides long. RefSeq names its product solute carrier family 25 member 35 (gene SLC25A35). The transcript has 5 exons. Bases 13 to 915 code for a protein of 300 amino acids. The record is from RefSeq and is a predicted model, not a curated record. NCBI's taxonomy places the organism in Eukaryota, Metazoa, Chordata, Mammalia, Dermoptera, Cynocephalidae.
UGUUGCCGCACAAUGGACUUCUUGAUGAGUGGUCUGGCAGCCUGCGGGGCCUGUGUGUUCACCAAUCCCCUGGAGGUGGUGAAGACCAGGAUGCAGUUGCAGGGAGAACUGCGGGCCCCCGGCACCUACCAGCGGCACUACCGAAACGUCUUCCACGCCUUCAUCACCAUCGGCAAGGUGGAUGGCCUGGCUGCUCUGCAGAAGGGCCUGGCCCCUGCCCUCUUAUACCAGUUCCUGAUGAAUGGCAUCCGACUGGGCACCUAUGGGCUGGCUGAGGCUGGGGGCUACCUGCACACGGCCGAAGGCACCCUCAGUCCUGUCCGCAGCGCAGCAUCUGGGGCCCUGGCUGGAAUGAUGGGAGCCUACUUGGGGAGCCCCAUCUAUAUGGUGAAGACACACCUACAGGCACAGGCAGCCUCAGAAAUUGCCGUAGGACACCAGUAUAAGCAUCAGGGCAUGUUUCAGGCACUAACCGAGAUUGGCCAGAAACAUGGUCUGGUGGGGCUGUGGCGUGGGGCCAUGGGUUGCCUGCCCCGAGUUAUCGUCGGUUCCUCUACCCAGCUGUGCACCUUCUCAUCCACCAAGGACCUCAUAAGCCAGUGGGAGAUCUUUCCUCCCCAGAGCUGGAAGGUAGCUCUGGUAGCUGCUAUGGUGAGUGGCAUUGCAGUGGUCCUGGCCAUGACACCCUUUGAUGUGGCCAGCACGAGGCUCUACAACCAGCCCACAGAUGCUCAGGGCAAGGGCCUCGUGUACCGGGGAAUACUGGAUGCUCUGCUGCAGACGGCUCGAACAGAGGGCAUUUUUGGCAUGUACAAGGGUAUAGGUGCCUCCUACUUCCGUCUUGGCCCCCACACUGUCCUCUCCCUCUUCUUCUGGGACCAGCUGCGCUCCCUCUACUACACCUACACUAAAUAACAGUCACUUUCCCACACCACCAAAUCGGCACUCCUUGAACAAUUCUUCCUCCACUACUAUGUCCUGGUAACUACUAACCAGGUGGCCUUUCAUCCAUCCAAGGGGGACAGCCAACCUCCCUCCCCAUCUGUUCUCUCAGGGUUGAAUCACUACAAGGGAUAGUUUCCCUCCCUUCCUUGGGUGUUGCUUCGAAACUUCCCUACCCAUCUCCCUGCACACUUCACACGCCCCUCUCAGGGCUGAACCAGUCACUCCAAAGUGUAUUUCCUCCCUCUCUCCACUUCCAACCUUGGGUCCCUCCUGCUCCCAUGCACAGCUUUAAACUCUCCCCUCCAAGACCAAAGGGAAUUGGGGGGACUGUUAGAUCCAAAGGCACAGAGAUUAUAUUGAUUAUA